AUGCAGACCUUUAUUGUUUUGGCUCUUGCUGUCUCGACCACCCAGGCCUUCCUCUUCAACGGAUUGGGAUUGGGAGGACUCGGCAAUCUCUUCGGUGGUGGUGCUGGCGCUUGCGAUCCAUGCGCUGCUGCUCAUGCCGCUCAACCAGCCUACUACGGAGCCCAGCAAGCUUAUGCUCCAGCGCAACCAGCGUACUAUUCUCAGCAGGUGUACCACGCGCCAGCUCCACAAUAUCAGGCUCCAGUUCAGCAAUACCAAGCACCAGUCCAUCAAUACCAGGCUCCGGCUCCACAAUACCAGGCGCCAGUCCAGACCUACCAAUCUGCUCCAGCUCAACCAGUUUAUCAGCCAGCUGCUGCUUCUAGCGCUGCUGCUUCUAGCGGAGGAUACAUGGAGGCCCCACCACCACCACCAUCCAACACCUACGCCACCGGAGCUAGAUACAAGAAGUUCUAA
This is a messenger RNA of Caenorhabditis bovis, 456 nucleotides long. NCBI's taxonomy places the organism in Eukaryota, Metazoa, Nematoda, Chromadorea, Rhabditida, Rhabditidae. The record is from the annotation of a GenBank genome assembly.